Messenger RNA from Lates calcarifer (barramundi perch), 1119 nucleotides. RefSeq names its product heme oxygenase 1a (gene hmox1a). The transcript has 6 exons. Bases 124 to 939 code for a protein of 271 amino acids. NCBI's taxonomy places the organism in Eukaryota, Metazoa, Chordata, Actinopteri, Centropomidae. Gene Ontology annotation, molecular function: heme binding; heme oxygenase (decyclizing) activity. The record is from RefSeq and is a predicted model, not a curated record. Gene Ontology annotation, biological process: response to oxidative stress; heme oxidation; heme catabolic process.
AUCAUAAAUGUAUAAAAGAGGCAGGACAGAGCUGAGAGGCCACAUUCGACAGCUCACUCUGAGGAAGUGACAACUGCAGACGCCCUUCAACCAGCGAAAAGAAAUCUAUCUUAGACUGUGCAGAUGGAGAACAUGAAGAGUGCGAGGAAAAACGACACAGGGGAAGUCGGCAGUGAUUUAUCAGAGCAGAUUAAAGCAGCCACUAAAGACAACCAUGUGAGAGCUGAAAAUACCCAACUGAUGCUGAGUUACCAGAAGGGACAGAUCACCCUGCCACAGUACAAGGUGCUGCUGUGCUCCCUGUAUGAGAUCUACAAGGCACUAGAAGAGGAGCUGGACAGAAAUUCUUCCCAUCCAGCUGUUGCACCGAUUUACUUCCCUCAGGAGCUUGCCCGUGUGGAAUCUCUUGAAAGAGAUCUGGAGCAUUUUUUCGGCUCAGACUGGAGGAAGAAGGUGAUUGUUCCUGCAGCCACACACAGAUAUGAACAGAGGCUACGACAGAUUGGUAGGGAGAACCCAGCGCUGCUGGUGGCCCACGCCUACACUCGGUAUCUCGGUGACCUAUCAGGAGGUCAGGUGUUGGGGAAAAUUACCCAGAAGUCUCUCGGGCUGAGCAACAAAGAGGGGCUUUCGUUUUUCUCCUUCCCCGGAGUGACCAGCCCGAACCGCUUCAAGCAGCUGUACAGGAGCCGGAUGAACAGCAUCGAGCUGACAGAGAAGGGGAGGGCGGAGAUGCUGGAGGAGGCGGUGUCAGCCUUCGAGUUCAACAUCCAGGUUUUUGAUGACUUGCAGAAAAUGCUGAGUGUCACAAUAGCAACAGGGGACCAAUCGAAUGGCAGCUUCCCCACUGCCACGCUCCCGUCUUCACACAUCAUGCAGUUCACCGUGGGACUGUGUGUCGCACUGGCCACAAUCGGAAUGGGAAUGUACGCCUUGUAAAUUUCACCAGCACAUGUAACUGAUACGCACACACAGCACUUUACUAAUCACUUCAUGCAACAAAGGAAAUCAAGAAUGAAAUUUGUGUCUGAGUUCUGUACAAUAAAACAGCUGAAAUGGUGAUUUUCACAACUUGUCGAUUGUAUGUCCUUUAUUAAAAACUAUCACACACUGUGAAAA